AUAGGACCAGCGAUCAUCUAACGGCAGAGCAUCAAAGGAACACCGUCGUUACUUAUUAUACGUACCACAAUUUUAUCAAAAUUUUGAUCACCAGUCCUAGAAUUGCCGAUAUCAGAAACCCUAGCUGUAGCUGGUCUGGGUUUUGUAUUCCAUUUCUUAAAAUUGGAAUCACAGUAGACAAUGUUUGAAAAUUCUAGCUCAAAUUAAAGCUUGUUAAUCUCGAGAUUGAUUACAGUGGCGGGUAUUUCCAUGGAAGCUGGAGGAGGUAGCAGUGAAAGCCCAACUGAGCCGAAAAAAGGCAAAUCUAAGACUCCAAGAAAGCCCAAAGAAAGCAUUCUCAAGCAAAAAUCUCCAGCGGAGUUCUUCGCAGAGAACAAGAACAUUGCUGGCUUUGAUAACCCAGGGAAAUGCCUGUACACUACAGUGAGAGAACUUGUUGAAAAUUCGCUUGACUCAGCUGAGUCCAUAUCUGAGCUUCCCGUUGUAGAAAUUACACUUGAAGAGAUAGGGAAAAGCAAGUUCAAUUCAAUGAUUGGUCUUGUUGAUCGUGAGCGUGUUGAUGAGGAACUUUAUGAUGAUUAUGAGACAGCUAAGGCUCGUGAGAAAAGAUUAGCAAAAGAAGCUCGUGCUCAGGAAAUACAAGCAAAGAAUGCUGCACUUGGGAAGAAAGUCAGGGAACAGUCAGCUGCAAAGGGCGUGAAGGGUCGAGGUGAGGCUUCAUUUUACAGAGUCACAUGCAAGGAUAAUGGAAGAGGAAUGCCACAUGAUGACAUCCCAAAUAUGUUUGGACGGGUCCUGUCUGGAACAAAAUAUGGUCUCAAGCAGACGCGUGGGAAGUUUGGUCUUGGUGCAAAAAUGGCAUUGAUAUGGUCAAAAAUGAGUACUGGGCUUCCUAUAGAGAUCUCAUCAUCAAUGAAAGGCCAAAACUAUGUUUCAUUCUGCAGGCUGGAUAUAGAUAUUCAUCGGAACAUUCCUCAUGUACAUUUACAUGAAAAACGGAAGAAUGAUGAUGGGUGGCAUGGAGCUGAAAUUCAAGUGGUCAUUGAGGGAAAUUGGACAACUUAUCGUUCCAAGAUAUUGCACUACAUGCGACAAAUGGCAGUUAUCACCCCUUAUGCCCAAUUUCUUUUCAAAUUUAUAUCAAAUACAUCUGAAAAAAACGUAACUAUAAAGUUUGCGAGGAGAACAGACGUAAUGCCACCUGUUCCUCUUGAGACAAAGCAUCAUCCAUCGUCUGUUGAUUUGCUAUUGAUCAAACGCCUAAUUGCAGAAACUUCAAAACAGAACCUUUUGCAAUUUCUUCAGCAUGAAUUUGUAAAUAUAGGAAAAGCGCUUGCUGAACGAUUAAUUGGGGAAAUGGGUCCAGAAUUUAGCCCAAAAAUGGCUGCUAAGUCUCUGACUGAUCAGCAGAUAGUUCGGAUCCAUCAGUUGUUUCGUCAAGCCAAAUUUGAUGACCCUACUGGUGAUUGUCUUAGUCCUGCAGGCGAAUACAAUCUUCGUCUUGGGAUUAUAAAGGAGCUGCAUCCAGACAUGGUUGCCACUUAUUCAGGCAGUGCUCAAGUUUUUGAGGGGCACCCCUUUCUUGUGGAAGCUGGUGUCAGUGUUGGCGGAAAGGAUGUUAAGCAUGGUUUGAAUAUUUUUCGGUUUGCAAACCGCAUUCCUCUGCUUUUUGAGCAAGGUGCUGAUGUAGUAACCAGGACCGCCCUUAAGAGAAUCAAUUGGGUUAGUUACAAGAUCAACCAGAUGCAAGAUAAGAUAGGAGUAUUUGUAAGCAUUGUGAGCACAAAAAUACCCUUUAAAGGGACUGGAAAAGAGUAUAUUGGAGAUGAUAUCACUGAGAUAGCUACUGCUGUCAAGUAUGCCAUCCAGCAAUGCUGCAUCCAGCUAAAAUCGAAAAUUAUGAAGAAAAUGCAGGCCCGUGAACAACAGGAGCGUAAGCGAAAUUUAAGCAAGUACAUCCCUGAUGCUACAGGUGCUCUCUAUGAUGUUCUGAGAGAAAUGGCGCAGUCACAUGCAUCGAAGAGGAGAUGCUACGAGGAAGAGGAUGCUGAGAUACUCAGAAAAGUAUCAGCAGGUUCGAUUACGAAAGACACACUCAGAGAAAAGCUUGCUCAGCAUGUUGAAAAGGUGGACUAUGAAAUGGCUUUGGAAUAUGCAACACAAAGUGGAGUGAGUGAGGAACCUAGGGAAGAUAUAUAUAUCCAAGCACUGGAAGUUGAAAAUAAAUUCAUUGAAUUUCACAAUCCCAUCUUUGUUUUCAGACUUAUCUCUUAAGAAUUGUAGGACAUUCUUUGAUUAUCUAGGACCAUUUGCUGGUCCUCUAUAGGUUUAAAAUUGUUGUUACACAUAGCACAGGUCAUUACAUUAUUUAAUCUUGUAUCCGAUGAGAGAAACUAGAGCCUCGAUGUUCAGAGUUGAAUUGUAAUCUUGCAUUUGAUUGAAAUUUGAAGAAUUAUUCUAUUCAGUAUUGGUGCUUUACUAUAAAUCAAGUGGAAGAAACUGUAAGCAGAGAUUCAUCAUA
Molecule: messenger RNA, 2521 nt
Organism: Jatropha curcas
Lineage: Eukaryota; Viridiplantae; Streptophyta; Magnoliopsida; Malpighiales; Euphorbiaceae
Gene: TOP6B
Product: topoisomerase 6 subunit B
Biological process (GO): DNA topological change
Molecular function (GO): ATP binding; DNA topoisomerase type II (double strand cut, ATP-hydrolyzing) activity; DNA binding
Source: RefSeq, a predicted model, not a curated record